Closterium sp. NIES-67 is the source of this 338-nucleotide messenger RNA. The record is from the annotation of a GenBank genome assembly. NCBI's taxonomy places the organism in Eukaryota, Viridiplantae, Streptophyta, Zygnematophyceae, Desmidiales, Closteriaceae.
AGCCUGUGGUGAAUGUUUCCGAAGACAUGUCCUUUGGGGACUAUUUGCGACAAACACUGCUCGGUGGCACAGCAGGGGGAGGGGGCGAGGGGGGGGGGGGGAUGGAGGAGGGGGAGAAUGGGGAGGAUGAAGAUAUGGAGGAAGAGGGGGAGGAGGAGGAGGAGGAGGAGGAGGAGGAGGAGGAGGAGGAGGAGGAGGAGGAGGAGGAGGAGGAGGAGGAGGAGGAGGACGAGGAGGAGAACAGAUCCAUACCCCGUGACAGAGAAGUGUAGCGGUGCAAGGGCAGAGGCUUACAAGCUGCACGAGUCAGCGAUUUAGGAUGCUUGGGAACCGAAUUG